AUGAGCAGCGAAUCAAAAGGCAGCACGCCAGGAUCAUUUAGCCCACACAAUAAUCUAACCAGAGUCAACACCUUUCCUCACGCCGAAUUUACGAUCCCGCCAUCGGACACACUCUCACCAUGCCCAAGUGCCCAAACUCACAACGCCGAUGCCCCGGCAUCGGCCAGCUUCAGGGCGAAUCGCCCAAGCAACACUGCAACUGGAGAUGAAAAAGCUCACCGACCUCUUGAUGAGGAAUCUCGAUCAACCACAUCUGUCGCCAAUGACGAAGUGACGUACCCGGAAGGCGGCCUAGGUGCCUGGUCUGUUGUUCUGGGAUCAUUCCUCGGGCUCAUCGCCUCGCUGGGUAUGAUGAACACAGUCGGUAUUUACCACGCCUACAUCGCCGAGCACUACCUCGCGGACUAUUCCGAGUCGACCGUCUCAUGGAUCUUCAGCAUGUACGUCUUUUUGUCGUUCUUCUGCGGACUACAGAUCGGCCCCAUCUUUGAUGCCCAUGGUCCGCGGUUGUUAGUAUUGGCAGGUAGCAUCUUGCUCUGCCUGUCGAACUUUCUGCUCGGCUUGUGCACGCUGUACUGGCACUUCUUCCUCGUUUUCGGCGUGCUUGGGGGUCUCGGUACGUCCUUGAUCUUCACGCCCGCCUUCGCAGCAGUCAGUCACUUCUUUCUGCAAAAGCGCGGCAAUGCAACAGGUAUUGCCGCCGCUGGAGGAUCGCUAGGCGGAGUAAUAUUCCCGCUGGCUUUGGAGAAACUGAUACCUAGCGUGGGCUUUCCAUGGGCGACUCGCAUCAUCGGCUUCAUCACGCUGUUUUGUUGCAUUGGUGCCUGCUUCCUCAUUCGCUCUCGCCUACCACCCAAAGCUGGACAGUCAGUAUGGCCCGAUUUCCGGAUCUUCCGCCAUAAGAGCUAUUUCCUUCUCACGGUUGGCAUCUUCAUGAUGGAAUGGGCACUCUUCAUUCCGAUCACGUACCUUACCACCUUCGCGAUCAGCACAGGCGCCUUCAACGCAUCCUUCUCGUACCAACUCAUCGCCAUCUUCAACGCGGGAAGUUGUCUCGGUCGCUGGGUCCCAGGCUUCCUAGCCGACAAGCUCGGGCGUUUCAACAGCAUGAUAGCCGCGCUAGCAGUCUGCUCAGCUACAUCUCUAGUUUUCUGGCUUCCCGCGUCGCUCCUCACUCCGACCACCGAAGCCGAAGCUACUGCCAUCAAAGCGCUCUCCAUUGUCUACGCGGUCAUUUUCGGUUUUGCUUCCGGCUCUAAUAUCUCUUUGACGCCGGUUUGUGUAGGCCAGCUUUGCGAUACCAACGUCUAUGGUAGAUACUACGCUACGUGCUAUACUGUUGUCAGCUUCAGUACGCUUACCGGUAUCCCCAUCGCGGGUGCUAUCAUUCAGGCUACAGGUGGACACUACUGGGGUGUGGUUAUUUGGACUGCAGCUUGCUAUAUAGUGUCUUCACUCUGCUUCGUGUGGAGUCGUGCGCUUCAAGUGGGUUGGAAGUUGGGCGUGAAGUUUUGA
Alternaria atra is the source of this 1515-nucleotide messenger RNA. RefSeq lists its product as uncharacterized. Gene Ontology annotation, molecular function: transmembrane transporter activity. The transcript has a single exon. The coding region runs from base 1 to 1515 and encodes 504 amino acids. Lineage: Eukaryota; Fungi; Ascomycota; Dothideomycetes; Pleosporales; Pleosporaceae. The record is from RefSeq and is a predicted model, not a curated record. Gene Ontology annotation, biological process: transmembrane transport. Gene Ontology annotation, cellular component: fungal-type vacuole membrane.